AGAAAUCCCCUCUCGCGAGUGCCAAGCGUUAGUUUAAGGUCUGCAGCUGACAGAGCAGUGUCUUAUGUGACUGUGAGGCGUUAACAUCUGGUUACAAGGAUCCGUUUCUGUGGAUAUUUUCAUCAUGAAAACAGUUGUCUUUAUCUGUUUUCUGGUCACAUUGCUGUACCUUGUGUCGUGUUGUGAUGAGGACACACAUUACUUGAAGGUAGAUAAAUGCUGCAAGAAGUGUGGACCAGGUAAGAGGAUGCUGAAGGAUGACAACUGUGACGACCCACGCUGUCAGGACUGCCUGGACGGAGAGUAUCAGAGCGGCUUCACCAGCGACACCAAAUGUGAACGCCAGCCCAGCUGUGACCCCAAUUUACAUUUUCAGCCACAAAUGAAUCCCAGUAAGACCAGUUUAAGCAAAUGUCAGUGUGAAGCUGGAUACUACUGUACGCAAGAAGACGACUGUGACACUUGUAGGAAACGCACAGUUUGCAAGGCAGGAGAGAAAAUCCUCAUAGAAGGUUCACAGUUUGGUGAUACUGUGUGUGAGCCAUGUAAAAAUGGAACAUUCUCCACCCAUGAGUCAGCUGUCACUUGCAAGGAAUGGACAAUAUGUGAACAUGGAUUUGAUAAAAACGCUCCUGGCAGUUCAACCUCAGACCGAAUCUGUGUGGAUGAUAGACGCGCUCACAGAGGUGCAGUUGUGGUUGGAGUUGUAGCACUUCUGCUCAUCUUAAUUGGAAUUGCUGCAACAUUAUACUUCACAAAAGGAAAUAAAUGCUGGAAAGAGCUCCACAAACACUUCAAUAAAGGAAGAUCGCAUGAACAUCUAGAUGUUGAGAAACCAAUCUAUCAACAGCCUGUGGAGGUCGAUGAACCCGUGAGCCCCUCACCAAGUAACGUGACUGAAAAUGGAAAUGUUGUAGAACAAGAGAGGGGCAAAGAACCUGUCUAUCCAAGUGCUGAAUCAAAUUCAUAUUCAUAUUCAUAUUCAUAGAGCAAAGUCUUCUACAAAGUACAGAUAGCUGUCCUCCCAUCAUGUUACAACGAUCAACAUAUAGAGCAUUACAUUGGGAAGCACUUCUUUACUCUAAGUGUCCCAAAAGCAGCAUUUCUCUUACACAGUUAUGACUGAAACAGUAGCUAUACAUCUUGAGCUUUGUUUUUUUUUAAACAUAUAAAUAGAAAAUAAUUAUUGCUGCUGAAAACCUUUGCCGUUGUAUCGUUACUUGCAUCCUGCGAUUGCUACGAAAUGCUGCAUACCCUCCAUGCAUUCAACACUAGUGCUGAAUAGAAGAGCAAGAAAGAAAAGAAGUGAACAUUCCCUCAGUAUGAUAAGAAAAAGUCUCACAGCAACACCAAUGUGAUACACACAUGCAUCUCGAUGCUUGGCACUUUAUAUUCAGGAUGGCACACUUUGAAGGUUAUUCAGUUAAUGUUUUCCUAAAUGCUUGUAUAACUUAAAAAUGACGUGUCCGUAAGGAUUGAAAAUAAUGUGCUGCAGAAGUGAGAGAUCAUGUAUUCAUGUAUAUUAUGUUUUAAUUGUUUUGUCUGAGAUUAAGAUAACAAAGACAUUUCAACUGUUAAAUGUUGUGGAAGCUCGGUUGCUUUGUAUUUUGUGUAAAUAUUUCCUUUGUACAUAAGCAUUGUUGUGAAUGUUGUGUUGUACUGUGAAAUGAUUUGUAAUUCUCUGUAUAUAUUAAAUAUUUCUUGAUUCUCCCUGAAUACUAACCCAUUGGCCACUGUAAUAGCCAAUAGGCACUGUAAUAUAUUCAUCUGCUACUAUUGAUAGUAGUUUAAGUUUUGAUGACUUGCUCGUGCAUUGUGGGAUACUCUAAAUGUCCACAAGAGGUUGCCAUUUCCAUAUUUAAGGUAUUUUGGCAAAAAACAGUUCCAACAUCCAAUUUCACUUUUGCCUCACAUUAAAAUCAAAACAUGAUUUUUCU
Messenger RNA from Carassius auratus (goldfish), 1937 nucleotides. Its product is annotated as tumor necrosis factor receptor superfamily member 5. The transcript has 9 exons. Gene Ontology annotation, molecular function: protein binding. The record is from RefSeq and is a predicted model, not a curated record. Lineage: Eukaryota; Metazoa; Chordata; Actinopteri; Cypriniformes; Cyprinidae. Bases 125 to 988 code for a protein of 287 amino acids. Gene Ontology annotation, cellular component: CD40 receptor complex; external side of plasma membrane. Gene Ontology annotation, biological process: immune response-regulating cell surface receptor signaling pathway.